UCUGAACAUGCUCUGGGCGGGGAGAGUCUUCCUGAUGUGACGUCAGGGGAAACAGUCGGCUCAGUUUGGGGGCAGAUCCUCUGUAGACUCGACCGACUACAAGUCCAGACCCAGACGAAACCCGAAGAAGAUCUCCUGCAGAUCCAGACAGUUGAACCGAAAGUAGUUGACCACCAGGAGCUCUUAUUGUUUUGACUCCUUCAACGCGAAGCAGCUUCGGGAAACACCGGAUGCAACACGCGAGGAGACUUCCGUCCAGAAGCCCGGCGGAGGAGGGAGACCAUCUGGGUCUGUUUUUACUCCAAAUCAUCGGCAUGUCGCUGGUCUGUGUUCAGACUCGGAGAGGCUUCCUGUCAUGAAGAAACGGGCCAAAAAGGUGCGAGAGGAGGAGGAGGAGACGUUGUGCUGCUGUGAGUAUGUGAACAGACACGGGGACCGCAGCCAUGUAGCAGCCUGCUGCUGUGACUGUGACGACCUGGAUGACGCCUGUGACAGGUUCCUGAAGAGGGAGCCUCAGAAACCUGAGUCUCUGUCACAGGUGGCUGCAGUCGUCACAGACCGUGUCCGUGUACCCUGGCUGUGGGGUGGAGCUCGCAGAGUGGACCUGUCCAUCAUCCCUCCUCUUAUUCUCCUUCCUGUGCUGCUGCGUCUCGCCGCCCUCCACUUCCUCCUUGGCAUGGUGGCUCUGACAGCCCUCCCCGGCCUGGUGCUGUGGUACUACUACUUCACCCAUCGCAAGAAGGGUCGGACGCUCUUCUUCCUCAGCCUGGCCCUCUUCUCCCUGGGGUACAUGUACUAUGUCUUCGUCACAGAGGUGUUCACAGGUGGGGAUGUUGGCUGUGUCCAGCUCUUGGCGGUGACUGCAGGGGUUGUCCUCACCCUGGCGGCGAUGGCUCACACAAAGAGAGAACCCGGCGUUGUGUGUCCAAACCAAGAAAGCAUCCACAGCACGGUGACGUAUUACACACCUCUACCCGACGGAGACCCCGCCUUCAACGGGGGGAGGCAGGAUGUGGCGAUGACGGUUGCCAACCGGGCUGGGUUUGUGGAGCAUACGGGGGAGGAGCUGAAGGAGAGCAACAGAAGGAACUGGUGUCCCGUGUGCAAAGUGGUGCGGCCCCCGAGGGCGGGACAUUGUCGGAUCUGUGGCGUCUGCGUGCUGCGUCUGGACCACCACUGUGUCUGGAUAAACAGCUGUGUGGGUCAGGCCAAUCACCGCAGCUUCCUGCUGACACUCGUCCUCUUCCUGUUGACGUCCCUGUACGGGAUCAUCCUGGUGCUGCAGAGCGUGUGUCCCAACCAGCACCUCUUCACCGCCCUGCUCUACUGCCCGGGAGUCUACAGCCAGUACAGCUCUGCUCUUUGCUUCACCUGCGCCUGGUACUGCAGCAUAGUGACCGGCGGGCUGCUCCACCUGCUGGUGGUGCAGGUCAUCAACAUCAGCUACAACGUGACCGAGCGGGAGGCACGCAUCGCCCUACGGGAAAAAACUGCUCGCAGCGCCUUCUGGGGACUCGUCGUGGACACUCGGAUCUACUCGCGGGGUUUCUGUGAGAACUGGGCCGAGUUUAUGACCAUGGGGGAAAACCUGAGCCCGUCCCCUCCUGCCCCGACAGACUUGGUGUAAAACACUGGACACAGCUCUGGGGAGUUAUGGCUGCUGUUCUGCUUGUGUCCACUUGGUGGCAGCAUGGCUCCUUUCUCCCUGAAUUACCUGUCCUGGCUGAGAGAAGUCGAGACUGAUAUCUGAUGGUUACCGCAGCCCUGAAUGUGACACAGAGCAAUAACUUGAAAUAUUCACUGCCAUUACUGUCUCUGAGAGCUGGAGUCUCCUUCACGCAGCUCACACUGACCUCUGAUCGCCUCUCUGACGCCUCAUUUCACCUCUCAUGACAAACAAACAUCCCCGUCCUUUCACUCUGACAUUCGUCCCUGAACUUCAACACGGUCCUCACGUCAUCUCCUAGUGCCUGCUCCUGUGCCUCGCUGGAAGACCACACAUGAGAAAAGUGUGAGAUGUUAUCGGCACAGCACAGCGUUAGCAACAAGACGACGCCUCUGAGCGACGUCAUUCCUGCACAAAACAUGAGCUCAUUUCAGUGAUGCUCUUCUCUCUGCACACACCUGUUUUCCUGCACUCCACAAACUCUAAACUUUCAACAAGUACGGAUCCUUAUUUGAACUUGGGAAGUGUGUUGAAGUUAUUUAUCAAAUCAAAGACAAGCAGCACAAGCCACAUAAUCCGGCUCAUUAGAUUGAACAGUGUGUCAGUGCAGGGAACAUGAUUAAGGGUGAGGAAGCUCAGAACAGAUAAGGAGUCAUCUUAAACCGUCGCUCUCUGAAUUAAACAGCUUAAAACAAGGAAAUCAAUAUACGUUGUCGCCAGCUUGAGACGUUUUCAGUGCUCUUCAUUAUCGCUGCUUUUAUUAGAGUUCACAAAGACUGAAAGCCUUUUAUUGGUAUCCUAACAACGGUGUAUCUGUAUGACGCUGACUGUAUUUAUUAAUCUUGAAUAAAUGUGAGGAUUGUGAGCUUCUACAUGAGACUGA
Messenger RNA from Notolabrus celidotus (New Zealand spotty), 2549 nucleotides. RefSeq names its product zinc finger DHHC-type palmitoyltransferase 23b (gene zdhhc23b). Gene Ontology annotation, cellular component: endoplasmic reticulum; Golgi apparatus. Lineage: Eukaryota; Metazoa; Chordata; Actinopteri; Labriformes; Labridae. The transcript has 5 exons. The record is from RefSeq and is a predicted model, not a curated record. The coding region runs from base 356 to 1627 and encodes 423 amino acids. Gene Ontology annotation, biological process: peptidyl-L-cysteine S-palmitoylation; protein targeting to membrane. Gene Ontology annotation, molecular function: protein-cysteine S-palmitoyltransferase activity.